AAUCAGAUACAUGCAUACACAUCCCCAUAUUAUCCUCAAAAACUUUGGUCUCCUCAUCUUCUUCAUUCAUACUAAAAUCAGUGCCCUUUUAGUCUCUUGUGUGCAGAGACAAAAUGGGUCUGAAGUUGGUCUUCAUCCUCACACUCAUUUCUUGCUUACUUCUAGUUCGUGUUCAUGUUCAAGCCCUAAACAUUGGGAUUCAGUCGAACUCCGACCACACCUCGAAUAAACAGCAAGAGUGCAGCAGAACAUGUGAGUCUGAUCACUGUUCAGCUCCUCCAUUUUUGAGAUAUGGGAAGUAUUGUGGGUUUAUGUACAGUGGGUGCCCUGGAGAGAAGCCAUGUGAUGGAUUGGAUGCUUGCUGUAUGGUUCAUGAUGCCUGCAUCCAGGCUAAGCACAGUUAUGUUUCCUUCAUUUUACUUCUUUCUACUCCAAUUUUUGAGAUUUUUCUCUUCACAAGAAAACCCGUUUAUGUUAAAUUUUAAAUGAUCAAUCACCUCGUUUUUACAAGAUGGCAAACUACAUUGAAGAAGUGACAGAUUCUCUUAAGCACAAUCAUCGAUUGCUGUAUGGAUGCUUCCUAUUCAUCUUGAAUGGAACUAGAUCUAGACCUUUGCUAGUUAAGUCUCGGUUGAGAUAAAUUGCAGUUGUCCGUGAAAUAAUGGAUCAUAGAUGCACUUUAACCCUUUUCUAAUGUCAAUUUUUGAAUUAGAACUCUAAAAUCAAGUUCGCUUGAUGGUCAUCUGUCAGGGGAAUGGAUCCUCUAUAUUGUCGACUUAGUCGUGUAGUACUGUACAUCUGAAGUCAGUAAAGAUAGUGUGAGCGGGGGACAGGGGGGACCCACCCACGUGGGUCUGCCCAUGAGAACCCCCCUGUCCGCCUGUUUCUCCCGCGCGCACGAAACUCCCCCGCGCGAUUUCUUUCUCCUUUCCCGCGCGCGCGUUCGUUUCCCGCUGUCUGCUCCCGCCAAUUCUUCAGCCCCCCUCCCCUUUGGUUUUCCUAUAAAUAGUGAAGGGGUGGAGGAGUUAUAGGUGGUGGGAAAAUUAUGGUAAAAACAAUUAGGGUUGUGUGAGUUUUCUUUGAGAGAAAAGAAAGAGUGAGUGAGAGAGAAUUUGUAAAGUUUGGUAUUCUCCUCAUAGUGAAACCCCCCUCCCGUGGACGUAGGCUAGUUAGCCGAACCACGU
Asparagus officinalis (garden asparagus) is the source of this 1184-nucleotide messenger RNA. Its product is annotated as phospholipase A2 homolog 3-like. The record is from RefSeq and is a predicted model, not a curated record. Gene Ontology annotation, biological process: phospholipid metabolic process; lipid catabolic process; arachidonate secretion. The transcript is spliced from 3 exons. Lineage: Eukaryota; Viridiplantae; Streptophyta; Magnoliopsida; Asparagales; Asparagaceae. Gene Ontology annotation, molecular function: A2-type glycerophospholipase activity; calcium ion binding. Bases 114 to 485 code for a protein of 123 amino acids.